ACCGCGACGAUUUCCCAGCAGGCCUCAGAGUAGCAUUCCGCGCCAUGGGAACUUGGCAUCGUCUGUUGAGUUUUGGUGGUGUGGUACUGCGGGGUAGUGGCGGAGCCGCUACCCCGCUUGGGAGAAGCCAAGCGUUGGUUUGUAGGCGCCAGUUAUCUGAUGCUGACAGUGGAACCUUAAAACGAAGAACACAAAUUAUGUCCCGAGGACUUCCAAAGCAGAAACCGAUUGAAGGUGUUAAACAAGUUAUAGUUGUGGCUUCUGGAAAGGGUGGAGUUGGAAAGUCUACCACAGCAGUGAACCUUGCACUUGCAUUAGUGGCCAAUGAUUCGUCAAAGGCCGUUGGUUUGUUAGAUGUGGAUGUGUAUGGCCCUUCAAUUCCAAAGAUGAUGAAUCUAAAGGGAAAUCCAGAAUUAUCACAGAGCAACCUAAUGAGGCCUCUUUUGAAUUAUGGUAUUGCUUGUAUGUCUAUGGGCUUCUUGGUUGAUGAGACUGCGCCAGUUGUUUGGAGAGGCCUUAUGGUGAUGUCAGCCAUUGAGAAACUAUUGAGGCAGGUAGAUUGGGGUCAACUGGAUUAUCUAGUUCUUGACAUGCCACCAGGAACUGGAGAUGUACAGUUAUCUGUCUCACAGAAUAUUCCCAUAUCAGGUGCUGUGAUUGUCUCCACACCUCAGGAUAUUGCACUGAUGGAUGCACACAAGGGUGCUGAGAUGUUUCGAAAAGUCCACGUGCCUGUUCUUGGCCUUGUCCAAAACAUGAGUGUUUUCCAGUGUCCAAAAUGUAAACACAAAACUCAUAUUUUUGGUGCUGAUGGUGCAAGGAAACUGGCACGGACCCUGGGUCUUGACAUCCUAGGAGACAUUCCCUUACACCUUAAUAUAAGAGAAGCUUCAGAUGCAGGCCAGCCAAUUGUGUUUUCACAGCCUGAAAGUGAUGAGGCCAAAGCGUACCUGAAGAUUGCUGUAGAAGUGGUAAGAAGAUUGCCACCACCUCCAGAAUGAUUCCCCAAGUGUCCUGGAAAUUUUCCUCAUAUUGAAAAUAAGAGGACCUUUGGAAAUCAGCAAUGUGGUAGUGAAACCUACAGAAAUAAUAGCAAUCAUAAUUGUUUUAUUUUAAAGGAAAUAAUAUCUUGUUUUAGAUUUGAUUUGCUAAGCUAUGACUCAUGAAAUUUUGUGUUUAAAUGCUGCCUGCUAUAUUUAGGAAUAUUUUUGAAAGCUAAUGUAUACCACCUGUGCAGAACUGCAUUUUAUUUUUAUUGAAUUACCUCUGGGGAAUCAUGAGUUCAUGAUGUCAGAAGCCCAGUUUGUGACAGAAGGGCACUCUUUUUGCAGGACCACAGAGUUAGUCAGUUAAAAGAAUCACUAAAUUUGUGUGUAUGGACAUAAAAGUAUGACACUCCACAACAGGAAUUUUGGUGUGGCUUUGAAUCCUGUCUUUAGGCCUAUCUUGAACAUGUACUUAAUAUGGAUGAACCUCUGCUGCUUCACUGGAUCAACCCCAGACUUAAUGAACCUGAAUCUCCAGAGGUGGUGCCUGGACAUGCGUGUUUUUAAUAAGAUCAUGAUGCUGUUGAUGAUGAUACUGAUUAUAAGGGCAAAAAUAAUAAUAGCCAACUUUUAUAGUGUUUUCUAUGUGUCUUUAUAGAUAAUUUUCCACUUGUAUGCGAGGGAUGCUAUCAUUUCCAUUUACAGAGGAGGAAACUGAGGUAUGAGAAGGUUCAGUGUCUUGCUGAGGGUUAGCGUAUCCUGCCAGUGAUGGAGCUAGGAUUUGAACUUGAAUAGUUGGAUAUCAGAUUCUUCCUUUUCCACACCAUCUGUUAAUUUCAAAAUUAAAAAAAAAGUGGGAGAAGGGAUUUAGCUUUUCCUUAAACUUAUUUGGCCAUGAAAUCCAUCUCCUUUUUUAGAAGCAUUUCGUGAAGUUUAUGUUUCAAAGAAUACACUUUGAAAAAUAUAAUUUAAGCCUAGAGACAGAGACAAGGACUUGCAAGGUCAGGUAGUAGAUAGUUAUAAAACUGUAAGUACUGAUAAGCAUCAGUUAUAAGGAAAUAGUCUCUAUCUCUGGCAAAUGCCUUGGUGUCUUUUGCACUAUAGUUAUUAGCCAGAACAUUAGGCAAAGAGUUGCACGUCAUUCUAAACAUAUUUUUACACAAAUACUGUAAAUUGAUGUUUAUAGCAGCUUUAUGUGUAAUAACCAAAAGCUCAGGGAUUUUCUUUAAUAGGCGAAUAAACUGUGCUACAUCGAUACCAUGAAAUACUACUCAGCAAUAAAAAAGAGAAAAAACUAUGAUACAUGCAACAACCUGGAAGAAUUCCAGAGAAUUGUACUGAGUGAAAAAUCCAAUCUCAAAAGUUAUGUACCAUAUGAUUCCAUUUAUAUAACAUUCUUGAAAUGACAGAAUUAUAGAAAUGGAGAACAGAUUCGUGCCAGCUGUGUUAAAGAAGAGGUGAGGUUGGGAGGCAAUCAGGUGUAGCUAUAAAAGCAACAUGAGUGAUACUUGUGAUGAUGGAAAUGUAUCCUGGCUUUCUCAACAUCAGUGUCUUAAUUAUUAUAUUGUACUAUAGUUUUGCAAGAUGUUGCCAUUGGGGGAAAUUGGAUAAAGGGCACACAGAAUCUCUGUAUUAUAUUUUACAACUGCAUGCAAAUCUACAAUUAUCUUAAAACAAAAAUAAAUGUUUAAAAAAAUGUACUGCUACAUCUGAACUGGAAUUUCCUUAUAAAAAUUAUCUACACUGAUAAAUAUGAAUAAAAUUCUUU
Nycticebus coucang (slow loris) is the source of this 2754-nucleotide messenger RNA. RefSeq names its product NUBP iron-sulfur cluster assembly factor, mitochondrial (gene NUBPL). The transcript has 11 exons. NCBI's taxonomy places the organism in Eukaryota, Metazoa, Chordata, Mammalia, Primates, Lorisidae. The record is from RefSeq and is a predicted model, not a curated record. The coding region runs from base 45 to 1001 and encodes 318 amino acids. Gene Ontology annotation, cellular component: mitochondrion. Gene Ontology annotation, molecular function: ATP-dependent FeS chaperone activity; 4 iron, 4 sulfur cluster binding; ATP binding. Gene Ontology annotation, biological process: iron-sulfur cluster assembly; mitochondrial respiratory chain complex I assembly.